Chenopodium quinoa (quinoa) is the source of this 1350-nucleotide messenger RNA. RefSeq names its product putative glucose-6-phosphate 1-epimerase. Lineage: Eukaryota; Viridiplantae; Streptophyta; Magnoliopsida; Caryophyllales; Amaranthaceae. Gene Ontology annotation, molecular function: carbohydrate binding; isomerase activity. The record is from RefSeq and is a predicted model, not a curated record. Gene Ontology annotation, biological process: carbohydrate metabolic process. Bases 179 to 1135 code for a protein of 318 amino acids. The transcript is spliced from 10 exons.
UUAUUUUGAUUUAAUAGUAAAGAAGUAAAGAUAACAUUAGUUAAUUACAGAUAAUAUAAUGUCCGAAAAGCAAUACAACUGAAAAUUGACUCGUGGUCUAAGUGCAGGGGCACACAAUAUUAAACUCUAAAAAGUAAAAUCACAUCUGCUCUGCAACACCAUAAAUUCUUUAUCGAAGAUGGCAUCAAUUUCUAUGGCAGCUUCAUUACCCUCUCUUACCAACCUCAAACUCCAUUGUCCCAAUUACAAUAGAUUUACAACUGUGAGUAUGAGAGCAUCAGCAAGUAUUGAUGGAGCAGCUAUUUCCACUCAAGGAAUUAAGCUUACUGAAGGAUUGGGUAAUCUUCCCAAGGUUGUUCUCACUUCUCCUCAUGGCAGUGAGGCUGAAGUAUACUUGUUUGGAGGUUGUGUGACUUCAUGGAAAAUUCCAAAUGGCAAAGACCUUCUUUUUGUCAGGCCUGAUGCUGUGUUCAAUGGCCAGAAACCCAUCAGUGGAGGAAUCCCACAUUGUUUUCCUCAGUUUGGACCUGGGGAAAUACAGCAGCAUGGUUUUGCAAGGAAUAUGAACUGGUCGGUUGUUGAUUCUGAAAGUAUCGAUGGGAAACCUGUUCUGACUUUAGAACUGAAGGAUAAUCCUUACAGCCGGGCAAUGUGGGAUUACAGCUUCCAAGCUUUGUAUAAGAUCAUUUUGGAUUCCAAUAGCCUUUCAACAGAGUUAACUGUCACUAAUACAGACAAAAAGGCCUUCUCUUUUAGCACUGCUUUGCAUACAUACUUCCGGGCUUUGAUCAACGGGGUGGCGGUUACAGGUCUGAAAGGUUGCAAAACACUCAGCAAAGAAUUAGAUCCUAAAAAUCCUCAAGAGGGUACAGAGGAGAGGGAUGUGGUCACAUUUCCUGGAUUUGUGGACUGUGUAUAUCUUGAUGCACCAAAUGAAGUACUCCUCGAUAAUGGUUUGGGGGAUAAAAUAUCAGUCAAGAAUACCAAUUGGUUAGAUGCGGUCUUGUGGAAUCCACAUCUGCAGAUGGAAGCUUGUUACAAAGAUUUCGUUUGUGUUGAGAAUGCCAAGAUUACAGAACUCCAGCUACAGCCUGAGCAAUCUUGGACAGCAACACAGCAACUUAGUGUUGCUUGAGAUAGUUUUUGCAGCAUCAUAUUUAAGGAACACGUUUCUCUUGUCAACAUCUUAGAAAUACUCUUCAUGGAUUUGGCAGCUUAUCAUUUGAAUAAUCAAAAUAAAUUUUGUAUAUUGUUCAGCAUUCUUCAAUAAAUAUUUUGUAUCUAGUUGACUUGUUGUAACAUAUUCCUGUUCAAUGGACAAUCUAGCAAUUCCAAAAUUAUAUACUGUCA